Messenger RNA from Suillus discolor, 3487 nucleotides. RefSeq lists its product as uncharacterized. The record is from RefSeq and is a predicted model, not a curated record. NCBI's taxonomy places the organism in Eukaryota, Fungi, Basidiomycota, Agaricomycetes, Boletales, Suillaceae. Bases 131 to 3139 code for a protein of 1002 amino acids. The transcript is spliced from 5 exons.
CUGCCAGUGUCUAGACUGGGUCGCGUGGUUAAGGGCCUCCUUCAAAAUCUGAUUCUCAAUUCUUGUUGUAUUUUGUUUGUAUACUGAUCCCGAAAUAGACUUGCAGCAACGUUAGGAUCCGUCGCUGACGAUGAGCGUCGAGCAGAACGAGCUCGACGACGAGCACCCACUCGUCCUCGAACUAUCCAGUCUCAGACAAACAGCAGCUCGAUUUCAGCAUGAAGCACACCAAGCUGCUCUCAAACUCCAGCGUCACACUCUAGCAACAGCCCAAACAAACGACCGCUUACAUUUCCUCGAAUCACAACAUUCCUUGCUCUUAUCUGAGCUAGCUACCCUCCGUGCUUACCCCUUACCCAACUCUCAAUCAGACACACACGUCGUCCAAGAACUCACUCUCGCCCUAAGACGUUCUUCCGAGAAACUCGAUCUCACAGAACAUGCACUAGCAGAAAAGAUAGCUGAACUCGUAAACACCCGCACCGAAGCCCAAAAAGCACGUUACAACGCAGAAGGCGCGUAUAAACUCGCAGCAAGUGUUCGUGCACGCGAAGAGGAAGGUAAAGUCCGCGAACGUAGCUUGGAAACGCGUCUCCAAGCUGCAGAGGAAGAACGUAGGCUCAUAGAGCUCGUGGUACACGAGUACGCUGAUCUCGUACGCAGUUUGGAUGGCAGGAAGAGCUCGCUUGGUAAUGGGGGCGCAGUACUGCAAAACGCAUCUGCAUCUGCGUCUUCUCUCACCCUCGUCGAAGGGCUCCACGAGGGCAAAUCGAACUUGCAUCGCCUUACGACCGAAUAUGCUUUCGAGACCGAGAAACGCGAAAUGAGCAUCACCCAGCUACGCAAUGAAAUCACAAAUUUGGAGAACAUCCUCAAUGCUGAGCGUAAAACAGCUGCUCAUGACCGUGCUCACCUCGCAAAAGCGCGGUCAGAAUUAGAAGCACUAAAGCUAGACGACACCACAGCAGCCAAGAUGGUCUCCCGAUACAUGAAAUUCUCGCAGUCUCAAACUAAUGCCCUUCAAUCCACACUCACGACUCUCCAAACACGACACGCAUCUAGCCAACACACUCUCCAAUCAACGAUCAACGACGCUGAAGCACGAAUGCACGCUCACAUGGCCGAGAAUGCACGUCUUCGUGACGCCUUAGAAGAGCUCGGCGAAGAAGUCACCAGGGAAGCAUAUGGACGGCGAAGGGAAGUCGCACUACGUCUUGCCCUUCUCGCACGCGAAGAAGCGCUCAGUGAAGCCCUACGCCGAUGGGUUCGAAGAGCCCAAGAAGGUAUGAACCGCUGCGCAGACGCAGAUAGUCAAAUGUAUGCAACUUUUGAGCGGGCAGUGAAAGAUGCGGAAAGUCUCUUGGUGACGCUGGAUGCGGAAGUGACUGGGAGUUUGGUUACUGGUGUGUUUGGGAGGUUGGUUCUUGCUAAGGACGCUAUGAUGAGAAUGACUGAAGAGGUUGGGGUGGAGGUCGAGAGAAGGGUAGCUGCUGAGCGGAAGAUUUCCUUGGGCAUGGGGUCUCUUGACGAGAUUGCCCACGAACAGACUAUUUCAGUCGAAGGAACUCUCAUUGAUAUUACAGAACAAGCACCCUAUGCACAGGACAUAAGCACCGAUAUCCCGCCUACCCAGGAUCUAUCAUUCGCUUCUCCACCCACACCUACACUUCUUCCAAAUCUCCCGGCGGAGGACAGCAGGGGUACGUCCUCACCCGUCAUGGGCGACAUCACAUCUGGUACUUCGCAGCUGCUUCUUGAUUUACCCACCGAAUCGAGUCAGUCGUCUGCUGUCUCGAUCCUCAAUCUGACGCAGACCCCCGCUACGAAAGAGGUGUAUACUUUACCGCAGUCUGCCGAACUACCCGCGCCUUUGGUGCCUGCGAAUGAGCUGACUAUGGAGCCUGUUGACAUGGAUAGAAUUCUGGAUACUCAAGAAGUCAAAUUGCACGUUCAAACACCUGACACUGAAGAUACUAAGGAUACCCCACCACCCCUUCCCCUAACGAAUCUCGCAAAACAGGAAGAAAGUCCCACUAACCAAUUUCUGGAAAGAAAGGAGGAUUCCGGUGUCCUCUUCACUUCAGCUGCUACAAGUCCAGAAGCUCAAGCAGUCGCUCCCGCUAAUGAACCCAACAACUUAACCACCAACAUCAUUCCCUCAUCACAACCCCCCUCCAUCCCAGACGAAAUCUCAUCCUUAUUGUCCUCCCUCAGCGAAGUCAACCACCGCUACGACACCCUCCAACACGCAUUCCGCGAUUGCUCUCUCUCGCUCAAAGACCUUAAACGCUUGCUCCCCCCCAUCCCCAUCGCCUCUCCGCCGACACUGACACCAACACCUUCUCACUCUCCCCAAUCCUUUCUUCGCACCGCCCUAGAGCGCAUAUCCGACUACACCGAAGACGCCCGUGUCGAGCUCGAAAUCCGCAUCACAGACGAAGCACUCGCCAUUCGCGGUUUUGAGACCCUCCUCACCGUCCCAGGCGCGCUUUCCCUUUCAUUGGAUUCGAAUUUGGACCUUGAAGAAAUGCGGGCUUUUGUUGAUGGACGUGAUGAGGGUGUGAGGAGGGCCAGGGAUAGGCUUGAGGAGAAAUUGGCAGAUGUACAACAUGAUGUAGCGGUUGUUAAGCGGGCUGUGCAUGACUUUCAGGUUCUGCUUGACGAGGAGAGUGAACCAGAGGAAGACAAAAGCUGGUCUGCAUGGACAUCAAGCCUCCUCCCUCGUUCAUCCACACCUACACCAAGCCAAACGCCUACAUUUGGUUCUAUGAUGACUUCUCCGCGAUUGAGGCGUUCCUCCUCGGUGAAGCAACUAUUUUCGCUUGCAGAGCUAGAGUUGAGAAUUCCUAUGCCGUUGCCUGCGUUGAUACCUCAAGCUCAACCUGCGUAUGGAGCCCUUGGACUUGGAGUGGGAUCUGGAGCUGCACCGGGGUUGGGACGUCAACGGACGAUGUCAAUGAUGUAUUCGUUGGGGAUCGGGUCUAGGGCUUCGGUUUCGACUUCGGCGUUGGGGUCAGUGUCGUCAUUGGGGAUACCUGGGAUGUCACCUGUGAAGAAUGAGGGAGGUAGGAGUAGGUUUGUCACGACCCCGCUCACUGGUGAGACCCGCCGUGAUUGUGAUGAAAGCGAUGUCGAGUGAUAGGUUUCGUCACUUGUAUGCACGAUUUGAUGUUAUGUUUGCAAUUGGUUGGUUUAUUGCUCUGUAUGAUUCAUUGCUAGGUUAGGACUUUGUUUGCAUACCUCCUACUUACGUAAAGGAUCAUCGAUACGAUUGCGAGCGCUUACAACGUUCGGGACCGUUAUCAAUGGACAUGACUUGAUCACGUGGGGAUAAAACGUUUCGUGGAGCAAGCCACUAAGCGCAACCCUUGCAUCCUUCUCUAAUCUUCAAUAUUCAAUCCCUCUUAUACAAUCAUGUCUGCAGAAACUGCUACCCAGCCUCAGACCCAGAUUCAGACUUCUCCAUCAGCCAGGCGUGGCAAACGAG